Molecule: messenger RNA, 1745 nt
Organism: Anolis sagrei ordinatus
Lineage: Eukaryota; Metazoa; Chordata; Lepidosauria; Squamata; Anolidae
Source: RefSeq, a predicted model, not a curated record
UUACAUCUUUAUUUUCAGGACUGCUGUGUCGGAGUUCCAGAAGAAAAACAUUGUAGAGUGGGUUUCUCAAAAGGCAACUGAUACUGUCUCCCCUGUUGAAAGAAAACUGGUUCAUAAUAAUAUUGUUGGAAAUAGUAUAUCUGAAUCCUAUUCCCCUCCGGUGAAUAAUGAGCUUUUUCCGACUCUUUGGGCGAUCGAAAUCAGUUGUCAUUGGGAUGGUCCAUGUGAAAGCCCUGCCAGGAACACCUGGGAGUGUGUUGCCAUUGGCCCAAAUCACCGAAGAAGCUUGUCGAGAUGCUGAGAUUUAUAGGGCUGCAGGAAUUGACGGUUUAAUUGUAGAAAAUAUGCACGACCGGCCAUAUGCAGUCAGCAUUGGUGCAGAAAUUACAGCAGCCAUGGCGGUCAUUUGUGCCACCGUGAAACAGACAGUCCCUCUUCUCCCGGUUGGCGUGCAGAUUCUGUGUGCUGCAAAUCAGCAGGCCGUGGCAGUCGCUCUUGCGGCAGGUCUUGACUUUAUUAGAGCUGAAGGCUUUGUUUUUUCUCAUGUGGCGGAUGAAGGGAUUCUGAAUGCUUGUGCUGGUGACUUACUGAGAUACCGGAAGCAAAUUGGCGCAGAACAUAUCCAGGUUUUUGCUGACAUUAAAAAGAAACACAGCGCUCACGCCCUGACAGCUGAUGUCAACGUAGCAGAGACGGCUAAGGCUGCUGAAUUCUUCCUGGCUGAUGGGGUGAUAUUAACUGGAACAGCAACUGGAUUAGAGGCAGAUCCCAAGGAACUGAAAGAGGUUGGACAUGCUGUGAAGAUCCCAGUGCUGGUAGGAUCUGGAGUCACCGUGGGGAAUGUGAAGGACUACUUGGAUGCAAAUGGCUUGAUCGUUGGCUCACAUUUCAAGAAAGGCGGCCAUUGGACAAAGGCAGUCGAUCCCGAUCGUGUGAGGAGGUUCAUGGAUCACAUUGGUAAACUGAGAGGAUAACAUUGUGAAUAUAGGUUUCAAACACCAGAAUCCUUAUGGAACACAAGUUGGAUCAAAUAGUACAGGGCUUCUUAAACACCUCAAACUUUUAAUGAUGCCAAAUCAGCAUUUGCAAAGCAUGCUAAAGGGUUGAAUGAAAAGUAAUGCCUCCACCUUCAUAACUCCUCAAAAGAUGGCAGUACUGGUAUGCAGCAGGUACUGGCUUGUUCAGUAGACUCUCCUCUACAGUUCCAUUUGGGUGGGAAGCCUUAACAUUGAACAGUUGUGUUGUUAAAGUGCGAAGUAUGGAACCCAUGUAGACGGUCGGUCAAUGUGUCUUAAGCAAUAUGCAGUCAUUGAAUUCUUGACAGCAGAAAGUGUCACCCCAAAGGAGAUUCCUCCUGUUUUUGGUGAUUGUGUUGAUGUAAGUACUGUGCGUCGUUGGAGAAGUAAGUUUAAAGAUGUUGAGGUGGGAACAUCUGACUUGCGUGACAAAGAGUUGGACGUCCAGUGACAGCAACUACCGAGUUUCACAAGCAAAAGGUUGACAGAUUGAUUCAGGAUGAUUGUCGUAUCACUCAGAGAGAAAUUUCAAGCAUAAUUGGCAUUUCAAAAGAAUGUGUGGGUCACAUUAUUGCUUUUGUUGGCUAUUGGAAGAUCUGUGCACGAUGGGUACCCAGGAUGAGAGAAGUGUGAGACGCUGGUUGUGGAAACAGAGUGUUGACUUCUUCGGUGAUGGAUUCAGAAAACUUGUUAAUUGUUGGCAGAAAUGUAUCCAAUUGUCUGGUGAUU